Strongylocentrotus purpuratus (purple sea urchin) is the source of this 6313-nucleotide messenger RNA. RefSeq lists its product as uncharacterized. The transcript is spliced from 6 exons. NCBI's taxonomy places the organism in Eukaryota, Metazoa, Echinodermata, Echinoidea, Camarodonta, Strongylocentrotidae. Bases 385 to 4227 code for a protein of 1280 amino acids. Gene Ontology annotation, molecular function: protein binding. The record is from RefSeq and is a predicted model, not a curated record.
UGUGUGUGUGUGGGUGCACUUGUAAUGACCGUCAAUCGGGGAGGUUCAUAUGAAUACACAACUUCCAACUGUGGAGACACAGCAAACCGUGGAGCUCCACAGUUGCAGAAUCAUUAAAACGAGAUUUAAAUCAGCUUUGGGACAUCUCAGUAGUACCCCAUCAACGUUCGGCUGCGAUUUAACUCCAUCCCCGGUUUCCCACUUUGGAGUCAUAGCUUGCAGCCUGAAUAUGUGUAUUAUUUUCCGAUCUCAAGAAUAAUAUCAAGUGAAGAGCGCCAGCAUGAGGAUACACACUGCACAGUCUGUAUCUUAUUAGAUGCAGCGCAUGCGCAGUGCUGGUGCAGUGCACCUUGCGACGUGCCUGUUAACGUAUAUGGACAUGUCAUGGCGGGAUUAGUACAGCCACAACUGGCAAAAAAUCGGAUUCUCAGAAGUCAAACCAGACAGACAGUUCCAGAUAUUUUUAGUGAAGUUGAUCCUGAAGGAUUUACAGUGAAACAGCUGCCUGACAAAGGUAGAGCAGUCUUUACCACCAAAACGUUUGAAGAGGGAGAAUUCCUUUUGUGGUACAGAGGAGAUCUGGUAACCAGAGAUGUGGGGGAAAGAAGAGAUGCAGACUGUGAAACUUGCUUCAGAUACUUUUUCACAUGGAAAGGGACGAAAUGGUGUAGGGAUGCAUCAGUCGAACCAACUAAACAACAACUGGGACGACUCGUCAACCAUGGUUGGAGGGGUGAAGUCAACAGCAGAAUGAAGAUUAGAGAGAACCCUCACAAUGAACCAGAACUGGUUCUCUUCUCAUUGAAGAAAAUCAAAGAAGGUGAAGAAGUGUUAUAUGAUUAUGGGGUGGGAGAUAAUUUUGUAUUCCCAAGUCCUACUCAAUUACACAGUGGAGUCCAAGAUGAAAAACCUGAAAUUCUGCAAAAUUCUGCAAACCUCCCACCAGACCCAGAAAAAGUUUGUUCACCAUUCUCCGAGCCUGCCACACAAGAACUACUGGAACCAGAUGGAAACUUUUCACAGUCCAAUGUUCGAGCUGAUGAUGAUGAAACAUCUGAAGAUCGAUGCAGAAACCCCCCUAAUAACGAAACAAAUUGGGAACCAUCCCCUAAGCCUGCCACACAAGCUUUAAUGGAAUCAGAUGGUAAGAUUUCACAGUUCAGUGUUUCAGCUGAUAAUGAUGACACAUGUGAUGAUCCAUGCCGGAACCCCUCUAAUAACCAAGAACAUUGGGAACCAUCCCCUGAGCCUGCCACACAAGCGUUAAUGGAAUCAGAUGGAAAGCUCUCCCAGUUUGAUGUUCCAGUUGAUAAUGAUGACACAUGUGAUGAUCCAUGCAUAAACCCCCCUAAUAACCAAGUGCAUUGGGAAUCAUUUACUGAGCUUGCCACACAACCUUUAAUAGAACCAGAUGGAAACCUUCCACUUUCCAAUGUUCUAACUGAUGAUGCUGAAACAUCUGAUGAUCUAUGCAGAAACCCCCCUAAUAACGAAACAAAUUGGGAACCAUCCCCUGAGCCUGCCACACAAGCUUUAAUGGAAUCAGAUGGAAAGAUUUCACAGUUUAAUGUUUCAGCUGAUAAUGAUGACACAUGUGAUGAUCCAUGCAUAAACCCACCUAAUAACCAAGUGCAUUGGGAACCAUUUACUGAGCUUGCCACACAACCUUUAAUGGAACCAGAUGGAAACCUUUCACUGUCCAAUUUUCUUGCUGAUAAUGAUGACACAUCUGAUGAUCUAUGCAGAAACCCCCCUAAUAACCGAGAGCACUGGGAACCAUUCCCUGAGCCUGCCACACAAGCAUUGAUGGUACCAGAUGGAACCCUUUCACAAAAUAUUUUUUCAAGUGAUAAUGAGGACAUAUUAUCUGACCAUAAUGAUGAUAGUGAUGAUGAUCCAGACUAUGUCUGUGAUUCUCAAGGAGAUUCUGACUCUUCAGGGAAGACUUCAUUAAAUAAUUCUCAAGCAUCAUUGCCUAAGGCUAAAUGUACAUCAAUAAAUGGCAUCACUCGAUCACUGAAAUCUCUGUCAUCAGAUCAGUCAUUGGAGGCAUCAUCAAGAUAUGGAGGCAUUGAUGCUGACCAUGAGGGGAUAACUGUGAUGAAGACCAACAAUCAAGGAGGGCGAAAAUAUGACAAGGUAGCUUAUUGCAUGAUGUGUGAGAAGCCCCACAAAAAACUUCCUGAUCACCUGCGGUCACAACAUUCCAAUGAAAUAAAGGUGGCGCAAUACAUGGCAGCAACGAAUCGAAAAGAAAAGGAUAAGCUAUUGACAUUGAUAAGAAAUAAAGGAAAUCACAUGCACAACUACAGGGUCUUCGAAAAGGGUCAUGGAGAGCUUGUGGUCGUAUAUAGACCUUCUUGUGAAGCAAAGCCCCGUGAUUAUCAGCCUUGCAAAGAUUGUUUGGGAUGGUUUGCGAAAGCCGAAUUGUGGAAACACCGCUGCAUUUUGAAGCAAGAAGAGCCGGCUAAGGAGCAAAAGAAAAAACGAAGAAGACUAUUAGCACAAGGUCGACUCUUGCUUCCACCAGUGCCCUGCACAUCAAGAGAUUCUAUAACACACAAAGUACUGAGUGGUCUCAGCGAUGAUGAAAUCAAGGCCUGCAUUCUAAAUGAUCAGUUGAUUCUAGAAUUGGCCAAGGUGUACUCUAAGAAAUUGGGCCAUGACGAAGAACAGCACAACCACAUCAGAUGCAAGUUACGAGAACUAGGAAGACUUGUACUUCAGUUCAGACGUUGCAGCUGCAAUGGCAAGGCAAGUCUGACUUCCCUGAUAUCACCAAAUGGUUUUAUGACUGUCUUGAGUGCUGUCAAGAAAGUGGCAGGCUUUGAUGAGGAGAACCACUUGUUCAAUACACCAAGUCUAGCACUUAAGCUGGGACAUACCUUAAGAAAGGCUGCCUUUGUGCUCCUGAGUAAGGCUUUGAUGGACAGAGAUGGGGAUGACAUGCAGAAACUUGUAGAAAAGUUCAUCAAGCUGCUUGACACUUGUUGGGGAUCUGAAAUCUCUACUCAUGCUCUACGAACUUUGUACCAGAGGAAACGAAACCAGCCCAAACUCCUACCCCUAACGAGUGAUGUUGUGGCUUUGUCAAGACACCUAGAGGUACAGGCUGAACUUUGUGUAGACAAACUGUCAUCUGGGACCGCAAUCGAAAACCAUAGCACAUGGAGAGAACUCAACAAGACCAUGCUGGCUCAUCUCAUUGUGUUUAAUAGGAGGAGACAAGGGGAAAUCAGCAAGAUGACUCUUGAUGACUACAAUAAAAUCAAGAAAGGUGAAUCUCAUAUGGUGGAAGGACAACUAGAGAUGCUGAAAGACUGGGAAAAAAAUCUUGUAAAGUUUCUCUGGAGAGUUGAGGUAGUAGGAAAACGUGGCAGGACAGUGCCGAUCCUUGUGACAGACUCCAUGAAAUCAUGUGUAGACACCCUUGUAUCCCACAGGGAGGAAGCAGGUGUAAACCCAAGCAACAAAUACCUGUUCGCCGUAGCCAAUAGUGACACUACAUCUCAUGUUCGAGGGUCAGAUGCUCUCCGUGAGCUGUCAGAAGCAUGUGGAGCACAAAAUCCUUCAACACUUCGAUCCACAAAAUUACGGAAGCAUGUAGCUACCAUGUCACAACUAAUGAGCUUGAGGGACCAUGAGAUGGACGCCUUAGCAAACUUCAUGGGCCACGAUAUUAGGAUACAUAGGGAGUAUUAUAGACUGCCAGAUGCUGCUAUGCAGGUGGCCAAAAUAUCAAAGAUCCUGUUCGCCAUGGAGGGAAAAGCUGGGAACCCGGUCCAGCUGAUUGGCACUGCAAAAAGUCUGGAUGAGCUUCAAAUCAAGUUAGAUGAAGAGAUCGACACUGGAGAACAGGGACCUGAAUCAUGUGAUGACAAUUGUGACAGCGAUGUUGAUUCUGGUGAUCAUGAUGUCGAACGUCAGCUACCUGGAUGCUCCCAAAAAGGUACCAAAAGGCAAAGGCAAACGCAACAUGUACUGGAAGAGGUUGAUGAACAGCCAAUAAGGAAGAAACGAAAGACAGCAUGGAGCGAUGCGGAAAAGUCGGCUGUCCAGAGACGUUUAGGAGCCUUUAUGACUGUUCAUUCUAAGCUACCUGGCAAGAGAGCGAUAGACGAAUGCUUGAAAGCUGAAGCUGUGCUGAAACACAGAACGUGGGUCAACAUCAAAGACUACGUAAGAAACUCGAAGGUUACCAAAAGCAGAAAAACACAGCCUUGGUAAAAACAUUCCCUUUAAUAUCAAAUCACCAUUUUUAUAUUGAAUACACACAUGCUUUUGUUUUGAGUCACCAAACUGCUGAAAAUGCUCAUAAAUUACAAGGCAUGUUCUUGUUAUUACAGUCUAAAAUGUGUAUUCUUUUACAUUUGGUUUCUCCAUGUAUUCAUAAAAUGUUUACCCACUCUACUGGCAAAGGAUUUGUUAUUUUGAGGUUUUAUUAUCAUUUUUGUAGGCAUCCGGCAAUUUGUAAUUGUGUUAGGGUCUUAGUGGACCUAUGCUUGGCCACUCCCAGAUAUCAAUGACAGGGAGCAUAUCGUUUAGGCAACAUGUACUGAUUACAAUGAGAAUUUUGCAGCAUGAGUUGGAAAUAUCCUAUUUGAACAAGAAAAAAAAACCCAUAGAUUUUUUAACGAAAUAAAUCAGUGGAAGUUGUAAUCAAACAGUCAAGUAUUUGCAUUUACAUACCAUAAUGGCAGCAUAAGAAGGCAGUAGGGGAAUUGACUAGUGUAAUGCUUGUACAUUUGUGACACAAUUAAAACUUAAACAACAUUUAUUAUGAGAACACGUUCAGUAUAGUGUAUUAAUAUCAUCAUCAAGGGAGAGUGCCCUUACUAUGUGUAAAGGGUGCCCCUUUUCAUUUUGGACAGAACUUGUGUUGUUUCUGAUAUUAUUAUGGGGUUGUACUAAACACUCGGGUCGCGGCGCGCUGAAAAACACUCGGGUCACGGCUCGUUUGGCCAUCUUUUUUUAAGUGUCUUCAAAUCGGCUUUUUAAUAUAAGGGGGAAAUCUUAUUUCAAAUUAGCGACUGUUUUUACACUCGGGUCGCGGCUCGCUGGGCCAUUUUUUCAAUGAUGUCUUCAAAGGGGAUGCGUGGGGAAAUUUACUUUAAAAACGAAGUUGUAAGUUGUGAUUGUUUUUUGUUCAAUGAUAGACAAAUAAGAAGAUUAUAAUUAAGGCUGACAUCGGGAAAGACAAAUAUACUAGGUGGGUAAAGUGGAUUUUAGAUAAAGUGUAAUAGUACAUAGGUAUAUGAUCUAUUAAUAUGAUAGAAACAAGGAAGAAUGGAUACAGUGAGAAGAUGAAUUGUGGGAAAUUAAGAACUACCAAGAGAGGAAUACAAAAACAAAGAAUGAAAGAAUGAAAUGAAUAUUUCCAUCAUUCCUUGUAAUAUCCUAUCAAGUUUUAUUCCUCGCUUUAUUUUCAUAUUUGUCAGUCUUUAAAAAAUAUUCUUUCUAAAUUUUAUUCUACCCCUUUAUUUCUCAUCUUUUUUCUAUCAUGUAAAUCUUUAUUUCCUCCACUCUUUUCUUUAUAUCUUUAUCACUGUUAAAUUUGACCAAUGAAUUCUUUCAAUUCCCUUUUUAUUAAAUAUUUGUUUUCUUUCAUUCUUUGUUUAUGUAAUCCUCUCUUGUUAGUUCUUAAUUUCCCACAAUUCAUCUUCUCACUCUAUCCAUUAUUCCUUGUUUCUAUCAAAUAUACAGUUCAUUUCCCUUGUAGUAUUACACUUUCUCUAAAAUCCACUUUAAUCACCUAGUAUUUUGUCUUUCCCAAUGCCAGCCUUAAUUCUAAUCUUCUUAUUUGUCUAUCAUUAAAAAAAUAAUAAUCACAACUUCCAACUUCUUUUUUAAGAAAAUUUCCCUACGCAUCCCCUUUGAAGACAUCAUUGAAUAAAUGGCCCAGCGAGCCGCGACCUGAGUGUAAAAACAGUCACUAAUUUGAAAUAAUAUUUUCCCCCUUAAAAACCGAUUUGAAGACACCAUUUUGUUUAAAUGGCCAAACGAGCCGCGACCUGAGUGUUUAGUACAAGCCAUUAAUAUGGGAUAGUGUAGAGAUAGAAUUUGUACACUUUUGUUUAAUUAGCAAUGCAGUAGUUUCUGCAGAUUUAGUAUAAUUGUGGCAAAAAAUAGAGGGGGAGUCAAUGAUCAGUGCCCCCUUUAAAAAGUAAACCGAAUGUAUGUUUGUUGUGAAUUAAUAAGAACAGAUCUGAAUAUUAUUCUCAGAUUUCCCACAUACAUAAAAUAUGUCAAUUUAGUGUUUAAGCACUAGACUAUAGAUGAUGGUUGUAAUGUGAAUAAUUAGUUGUGAUGGGGG